This is a messenger RNA of Rhizoctonia solani, 756 nucleotides long. RefSeq names its product Spo7 domain protein. Gene Ontology annotation, cellular component: cytoplasm; Nem1-Spo7 phosphatase complex. Lineage: Eukaryota; Fungi; Basidiomycota; Agaricomycetes; Cantharellales; Ceratobasidiaceae. Bases 1 to 756 code for a protein of 251 amino acids. The transcript is spliced from 2 exons. Gene Ontology annotation, molecular function: protein phosphatase regulator activity. The record is from RefSeq and is a predicted model, not a curated record.
AUGUCGCCUGUUAACCUCAUAGUACCACACUUCGAUAAUCGGGCCCGGAUUCCACUGAUAGCGUGGUGGUUGGACCAGCCAGAGUCAACAGUACCGCACAUAACAACACCACUAAAUCCUCAUCCUUACAUCAUCCCCGGAUUGUGGCUAGUGUCAGUCACCACGCUCGUGCUAUUCUUUGCGAGUGGCUUAUACUCGGAGAAAAUUUCCUAUGCCAAUAGAUAUGUUCCGCAGGCCAACCGUGCUUUGCGAAAUUUCAACCUUCACCUCAACGUCCGGACUCAAACCAUCAGUCCUCCGGCUCCUUUAAAAUAUCUUUUCCCUCGUCCAACAACUGCAACCUCCCCAACCACAGCCCAACAGCUCCGCAAAGGGGUGAUCAAGAAGGCACAACUAAACCCCAUUCCGCCGACAAAUAACCCUAGAGGAGAAUUGAUCUUCAGCAACAGGGUGGACCGCUCUUUCCGCGAGGCGUAUGAAAGGUAUCGCUCGGUAUGGGAAAGGAAGCGCGAAGAACACCUUGCAGCGAAUCGCCGGUCUUGGUUUGGUUGGUUGUGGUUCAUAAGCAACAAACCAAUUCCAGUUGGUCCCCCAGGAAAGGACAGGGGCGAACUACACCCACCCCCGGGUCAUCCCGUACACCAUCCCGUCGAUCGUCUCCCGCCGGAGGAGUACGGAAAAAUCGCACUCGAACCCCAGAACUCCCAAGUUCGCCGCUCGCACAAACGGAAUCCGGCGGCCGUACAUCACGCCUAA